This is a messenger RNA of Eleginops maclovinus (Patagonian blennie), 4638 nucleotides long. RefSeq names its product TATA element modulatory factor 1 (gene tmf1). Gene Ontology annotation, cellular component: Golgi apparatus; endoplasmic reticulum. The record is from RefSeq and is a predicted model, not a curated record. Lineage: Eukaryota; Metazoa; Chordata; Actinopteri; Perciformes; Eleginopidae.
CCAGCAUGCUAAUGCUAAUGUGGCUACAAGUUGGGAGCGACCAAAACAAACGAUGACGGCGGAGCAGAGAAACCGAAAAAAGCUUGGAUUAAGCAUGGAACUGCGUUUGCUUUAAUCGUGGUGGUGGAGUUUAGGGAGGGUAUCAAAGAUACCUGUAUGUCAACAUUAGAAAGUAUGCGUUUAUGAAUGCCAGCGGACGAGUUUGCCAGCUGUAACUGUGUCUGGGAUCGAUGUUUCCUCUGUACACUAACGCUAUGCUUUGGCUAACUAGCUAAGUGGUUACUAGCUGUCAACAAAGCUUAUCCCGGAAGAACACCAUUUGACAUUGCAAAGUAGUGUUCUCGCUAGGUUGUCGUUGAUUACGAAAAAUGCAGAGAUAGUUAAACGGACUGUGGUUUAUGUGCUGACGCCAAUCCCCUUUAAGAUCCGUGUUACAGCUCCUGGAGUUAGGGAUAGGUAGCUAGCAAAACAGUCGAAAUGAGUUGGUUCAACUCCUCUCUUUCCAGCUUCGCUAAACAAGCUUUAACAACAGCCCAGAAGUCAAUCGACCGAGUGUUGGACAUCAAAGAGGAGGACCAAUGGGGUGACACAGUUGUAAUGCCCUAUGAUGAUGUAACAAUACCUGGAAAGCUGUCACUGAGUGGAGGAUGGGGAAUGACGCAGUGGGAAGCACCCCCCGAAGAAAGGACCAUCACUCCUCCUCCUUCCUCUGAUGCCAUCACCACUCCUGUCACCCGCACAGUUGUGGAUGAAUCCGAAAACUUUUUCACUGCCUUUCUGCCACCCGGAGAUGUACAAGGUGUCACCAACACCCAGGUAGUGUCUGUACCCCCUACCAAGUCGCAAAGGCGGCCUCAGGAGAAGGAAAAGAAAAGCAAAGCUAAGGCUGUGGCUUAUGAAGAAGAAAAUUCAGCACCUGCUGAUGAGAGUCUAGACAAUCAGACGGAUGAUGAGAGCCAGAUAGUUGAGCUUGAGUCCUCACAAGAAGAACCUUACUCAGACACUAUCCUCCUGCAGCCAGUUUCUCCUGCUACUUCUCCCAGCGAUCUUCCAGACAGCAAAACGAGCGAUGUAGAAACAGAAAUUGGAUCUACAGUUUCUGUAGAGUCGACACCAGAGCAGUCACAGCCUCCAUCAGAUUUCCAGGUGGAGCAGGAUACCACAGAUUCCUCUGAACCUGCUGCUGUCACUUCUGAACUUAAGAGCUCUACACCCUCUGAUCCUUCGCCCUCCCCUCCCUCUAAGGAAGUGCUCGUAGAGAAUAAAGACUCAAAGGUGGAGGACCGUCAAAGUGAUACACCCUCUCCUCCGGUCAGCGCUUUCUCCUCAGGAACCUCCACCACCAGUGACAUCGAAGUGCUUGACCAUGAGUCAGUGUUGAGUGAGAGCUCAGCCAGCUCCAGACAAGAAACAGGGGAGGGCAAGGCCGGCCUUCACCUAAUGCAGGGUUCCUUUCAGCUUCUCACUGCCUCCACCUGUGGAGAUUUCCCCCGUCUGGAGGACUACUCCAAACUCACAGAGAGCUGCGGCUCCUCCUCGGACGCAUUCGAGCGCAUAGAUUCAUUCAGCGUGCAGUCGUUGGAUAGCCGGAGUGUCAGCGAGGUUAACUCGGAUGAUGACAUUCCAGGCAGUCGGACGCUGGCGUCUGUCACUACGGGCUCUCCUCCUCUGACAGUGUCAUCAGCUGUGUGUCAGAAGCAGGAAGAUGGAGGGGUGGAUAAUUUAGGAGAGGAGGAGGAGGAUGAGGAGGAAGAGGGCUAUACAGACACAAUGAGGGAGCAGUCGUUGGAUGAGAUGGAGGAGAGUGGCCGAAGUGCGACGCCUGUUAAUAGUGAUCAGCCUGAAGAUUUGAUGGAGCAGGAGCAGGACUCUGAGGCUAAUGUCACUCUGUCUGAUCCCGCCUCCAACGCUGAGGAACAGAUCGCUCCACCAAUCACAGCAGAGAUGAAAAGUGUCUCCACAGUUCAGAUUUUGGAGCUUCAAAAGGUGAUUGAUGAUCUGUCAGGCCGCCUUGAGAAGAGAGAGUCUCAGCUGCUGGCUGUCAGCAAAGACAAGGCCACGCUGGAGGAGCAGUGUGACAACCUCAAAGAUGAAGUGAUAAGCCUGAAGGAGGAGAGCUCCACUGUUCAGUCCCUGAAGGAUGAGUUCACCCAGCGCAUAGCAGACACAGAGAGGAAGGCUCAGCUGGCCUGCAAAGAGAGAGACAUAGCCAAGAAGGAAAUAAAGGGCUUGCGAGAAGAGCUUUCUACAAGACUUCACUCCAGCGACACACUCGAGAUCAUCAGAGAGAAGGAAGAGCAGAUCAGAGGCCUGCUGGAAGAAGGGGAAAAGUUGUCUAAGCAGCAGCUGCAGCACAGCAACAUCAUCAAGAAGCUGCGGGUGAAAGAGAAGGACAGCGACACAAGGAUCACUAAGCAACAGAAGAAAAUCAAAGAGCAGGAGGAGGAGCUCAGGCAACUGCAGCAGGUUCUAGAUAGUAAGGAGGAGGUGGAGAAACAGCACAGGGAGAACAUCAAGAAGCUGAACGCAGUGGUGGAGCGGCAGGAGAAGGAUCUGAGCCAGCUGCAGAUGGACUCUGAGGAGCUGCAGGAGAAGAACCGAAGCGUGCAGGCAGCUCUGGACAACUCCUACAAGGAGCUGGCAGAGCUUCACAAGGCGCAGGUCAGCAGAGCCAGUGAGGCUCAGGAAGCAGCUCUUAGCAGAGAAACGCAGGCCAAGGAUCUGCUGAGCCUGGCGCUGGAGAAGGCCCAGGAGGAGGCCAGGAUACAACAGGAGGCUCUAGCCAAUCAGGUGGCGGACCUGAGGAUGGCUCUGCAGAGGGCUGCUGAGCAACAGCAAGGAAGGAAGGAAGAUUAUCUGAGGGAGGAGAUCAGUGAGCUGCAGCAGAGGCUUCAGGAGGCAGAGAACAGGAACCAGGAGCUUAGCCAGAGUGUUACCUCGGCAACACGGCCCCUACUGAGGCAGAUUGAGAAUUUACAGGCAUCCUUAGGCGGACAGACGGCAUCCUGGGAAAAACUGGAGAAGAACAUCUCUGAUAGGCUAGCGGAUGCCCAGGCACAGCUGGCCGUUGCUGUGGAGAGGGAGCGAUCAGCGAGUGAAGAGCUUCUGUCCAUCAGGUCGCAGCAGGCCUCUCUGGAGUCUCAGAUCUCGCUGUUCCGACAGGAGAAGGCCCGACUCCUGGCACAGCUGGAUGCUGAGAAGAACAAGAGAGGGAAACUGGAAGAUGAGAGCACUAGGGAGCAUGUUGAAUUGGAGAAUCUGCGAGGAGAGCACAACCGCAUGCUAGAAGAAUCCAAGAAAGAAAAGCUGCUGCUGACCAAUCAGUUAGAGAUGGAGAGGAUGAAGGUGGAGCAAGAGAAGAAGAAAUGCUACUUGGCUAACGAAGCCCUCAAGGAAAAGGAGCGGAAGGCCAUGACUCACUCUGUAGGAGAGCCGCCGGCGUCUUCCACUCCAUCCCUGUCCCGCUCUAGCUCCAUCAGUGGGGCGGAAAACGCUGGUCUACACUCCUCUAUUCUUUCACAGGAGGACCUUUUAGACCACUCUCUUGGCAACAUGACCAUGUCCAUGUCGAUGAGCGGGACCAACCUGUACGAGGCCGCCCGGCUGUCGGGAGGCUCCAGCAUCAUGGAGAACCUCCAGUCUCAGCUCAAACUUAGAGAAGGAGAGAUAGCUCAACUGCAGCUUGAGAUCUCCAGUCUCGAGAGGAGUCGUUCUGUGAUGGCAGAAGAGCUGGUCCGACUGACCAAUCAGAACGAUGAGAUGGAGGAGAUGGUGAAAGAGAUUCCAACGUUUAAAGUUCAACUCAAGGAUCUGCAGCAGAGGCACAACACCAUCCUGCAGAUGUACGGAGAAAAAGCCGAAGAGGCAGAGGAGCUGAGACUGGACCUGAUAGACGUGAAGAACAUGUACAAAACCCAGAUAGACGAACUGCUGAAGAACCAGAAAUAAACUUUUACUAUGCUUGUGUCGAUUCUGGGACACUAUCAACAAACCAAUCAAUAGCUACACAUGCAUCCCAUAAAAGAAAAGGUCAGAUAAUUUAAGUUCAAUCACUGUGACAAAGGAAAGUUAUUUUAUCUUUAGCUCUUAUUUUAUUUUAAAGGAACAUAUUAUAUUUAAGUGGGGGUGUUGGGACUUUGCAUAACAUACAACAUAUUAUUACAGAACCAGUAUGAAGGAUACCAUUUAAAGUCUUUGGGAUCUUUAGAAAUCAUUUCUCAUGAUUGAACCUUUUACAUAGUAUCAUAUAGACAGUUUCCUACAGACUGUGGGAGAUGGUUUAAGUUUUUUGCACUAUAGAAAUUCAUCCUUCUUUAUUUCUUGAUGCAAAAUAACUGAAGAAAUAUAUUAAAAGAUUGUACAGAGACAUGUAUGUAUUGUUCUUGACUCCUUGCAAAUCACAUUAUGUGGUGUAGACCUGAGAGUAGUGUAUGAUUCAAAUCCUGAAAAUUGGAUUCUUAAGCUUAAAUAUAUAUAUAUAUGUAAAUGAAUAAACAUUGAUCUGGGUGGUGAACAAUACUGUUACUCUUAUAAUUGUUUGGAUCACAUAUUAAGUUAUCAUUUUCAUUUCAUCCAUACAGAACACUACCCUCAAUGCUGCACAAAAGUCUUCAAAUAAAUAUAAUUUGAACAACUUCA